AUGCCUGAAAAGAACAAAGAGGAGGCGGUGCUAGGGACACCAACGUCCGAUGUGGACCGCGAGCUCCAAGGCGAAGAAGACGACCUCGCCGUCGAAGAACUUCAUCCCUUUAGCAACGUUUCAACUAGUGCUGCUGCUGUCCUCGAUGAGAAGACAUCCGGAUCCGACUGCGAUGAAAAAUCAUCCGUCAAGGGUGCUGACGGUGUGAUCACCGCUGUGGCUGCCACGUCCGAAAAGAAGGAGGACGCGGACGGCGAGAACGACGGCCCACCACCGCCGCCAUACUCACGCUUCACGCACCGCCAGAAAAUCGGCAUCACACUCACAGUCUCCUUCCUGGCCAUCAUUUCGCCGCUAUCCGGUCAAAUCUACCUGCCAGCGCUCAACUCGCUUGCGACAGACCUGCACGUGUCCAUCUCGUCUAUUAAUCUGACCAUCACCACGUUUAUGAUUUUCCAAGGCAUCACGCCGUCAUUCAUUGGAAACUUCUCCGAUAUCUACGGCCGUCGUCCCGCUUACCUCAUCUGUUUCUCCAUCUAUGUCUUCGCAAACCUCGGCCUGGCCUUGCAGGACAGUUACCCGGCCCUCAUUGUGCUGCGUUGCUUCCAGAGCAUGGGCAGCAGUGCCACCAUCUCGCUGAGCAGUGCGACAGUCGCCGACCUCGUGACCCGUGCCGAGCGUGGCAAGUACAUUGGCUUUGCCGCCAUGGGCGUCACGCUCGGCCCGGCGCUCGGUCCCGUGGCCGGUGGUCUCCUUACCCAAUACUUUGGGUGGCACGGAAUCUUUUGGUUCUUGUUGAUUUUGUCAUCGGUCCUUUUUACAUUCAUGUUCUGUUUCCUGCCAGAGACCUGCCGCAAUAUCGUUGGAAACGGUAGCGUCCUGCCGCCCUGGUGGAACAUGUCUCUCUAUCAGUUUCUCAAAACGCGCCGUCUCAGUGCAGCGGAGCGUGCCGAGGUCGGAGACCGGUCCACUUUGACUAGAGGCCGCCGUCGGCCGAACCCGUUUGCGGCCCUCAAGAUUUUGAUGGAGCGCGAGGGUGGUGUCACCCUCGGCUGCGGCUCGCUGCUGGCGGCCGGCUACUUUAUGGUCACCACGACCUUGUCUGAACAGCUGCGCGACCGUUUCGGCUUCUCACCCGUCACGGUCGGCCUCUGCUACCUGCCCCUCGGGUUUGGCACGCUGUCCUCGCGGUGGAGCAUUGGUCUUCUGCUCGACUGGAACUUUCGACGAUGGGCACGUAUCCUCGGCAUCAGCAUUGACCUCAACAAGCAGCAGAACUUGGACGUCUUUCCCAUUGAAAAGAUCCGCCUGCAAAUCUCCAUCUGCGCCAUCUACAUGGCCUCGGUGGCCGUCAUCGCCUACGGCUGGACCAUGCAGAGCCACGCGUCGCUCGCCGGGAUUGAGGUUGCGCUCUUCUUCCUGGGCGUCUUCUUUGCCGGCUCCAUGAACGGCAUCAACACCUUGAUCGUCGACACCCACGCUGAAUCGCCUGCCACCGCCGUUGCCGCCAACAACCUGUUUCGCUGCUUUGUCAGCUCCGGUGGCACCGCCAUUGCGCUGCCGCUCAUCAACCGCAUCGGCAUCGGCUUCACGGCCCUUUUUAUUGCCGGCGUGUGGGUGGUAUUUAGUCCUGUCCUGUGGCUGGUCAUGUUCCGCGGUGCUGAGUGGCGCAAGAACACCAUGGCCAAAAAGGCCGCGAAGAAGGCCGCCAAGGACGCACAAAGGGAGGCAGCAUCCUCCAAUGUAUAA
Messenger RNA from Sporothrix brasiliensis 5110, 1749 nucleotides. RefSeq names its product MFS transporter. The transcript has 2 exons. Lineage: Eukaryota; Fungi; Ascomycota; Sordariomycetes; Ophiostomatales; Ophiostomataceae. Gene Ontology annotation, molecular function: transmembrane transporter activity. Gene Ontology annotation, biological process: transmembrane transport. The record is from RefSeq and is a predicted model, not a curated record. The coding region runs from base 1 to 1749 and encodes 582 amino acids.